AGCAGGGCAUCUUUUCAUUUUACCGAGCAGACCUUCCCCCGCGGAAAACGACGCCGUCUAACUGUUGCGAUAGAGCGCUCGACACGGGGGAAGUGGGAAGAUGAGGUUGGUGCUUGGUGUAUCGGCAGCGAAGAAAUGGAGUUAGCUCUGCGGAUAUCCGUGCCGCUUACCCGAGAAACAAAAACCAUAAUCCAAACUCAUCACUGUCGCCGUAUAACCACCCUUCGGAAAAGGCAUGCUUUCCCUCUUCCUCUUCCCCCCGAAAACAACCCCUUCACAGACACCCAAUUUCACCUUCAGGCUACAAGGCUUGGUAGAAAUAGAAAUGGGGAGCUUCUGUUGCAAGAGAACGAAGAAGAAAAAGAAGAAGUAGUAGUAGUAGAAGAAGAAGAUGUUCGCAACCUAGCGGAUGUGAAACCAGCUGCGUCAGCGGGUAUGUCCGACGACGACGAAUCCUCUUCUCUUCUCUCUCUGACCGAUAAGCCUGACAGAACCACGGCCUUGCCCGACGACUACGACAUGGAGGAACUUGACUUCUCCGCCGGCCCUAACCACCGAAGUGGAUAUGUGGCUGUACUUGGCAAGCCAAAUGUUGGAAAGAGUACACUCUCAAACCAAAUGGUAGGACAGAAAUUGUCAAUCGUCACGGAAAAACCUCAAACUACAAGGCACCGAAUCAUUGGUCUAUGUUCUGGUCCAGAUUAUCAGAUGAUACUUUAUGAUACACCUGGUGUAAUUGAGAAAAAAAUGCACAAAUUGGACUCAAUGAUGAUGAAGAAUGUCCGCAGUGCUGCAAUCAAUGCAGACUGUGUACUAGUUGUUGUUGAUGCGUGUAAGGCUCCUGAAAAGAUUAAUGAAGUAUUGGAAGAAGGGGUGGGAAACCUUAAAGAUAAGCUUCCUACUUUGCUGGUUUUGAAUAAGAAAGAUCUGAUAAAGCCCGGUGAAAUUGCAAAGAAACUCCAGUGGUAUGAGAAGUUCACAGAAGCGGAUGAGGUCAUACCUGUGAGUGCCAAAUAUGGUCAUGGAGUGGAUGAUGUUAAAGAUUGGAUCCUAUCAAAACUUCCUAUUGGCCCAGCCUAUUAUCCAAAGGACAUUGCUAGUGAGCAUCCAGAAAGAUUCUUUGUGGCAGAAAUUGUUAGAGAGAAGAUUUUUAUGCAGUAUCGUAAUGAAGUUCCUUAUGCAUGUCAGGUGAAUGUGGUGACCUACAAAUCUAGGCCAAAUGCAAAAGACUUCAUACAAGUUGAGAUUGUUGUUGAGAAGAGCACACAGAAAAUCAUCCUCAUUGGAAAAGGAGGGAAGGCAUUGAAAUUGCUUGCUACGGCUGCUCGGCUGGACAUUGAAGAUUUUUUGCAGAAAAAAGUAUUUCUUGAGGUCGAAGUGAGAGUGAAUGAUAAUUGGCGGCAAAAUGAAGGGCUUCUGAAGAACUACGGCUACGGGGCACAAAUUCAAGCUUUUUAGAGUGGUAUUGCAUUGGCAUGUAGUCACUUGUUUGCUGAAGAACAUAACGGGAAGAUGGUUGCAUUAUGCAGCGAGUAUGAACGGAUGAUCUUCUCAGUAGAGCUGCAGCCCAUUGCUGCGAUAUUCGAUGAGAAUGUUUUUGUCAAGGCAAAUCAAAUGAAUGAUGCAACAAAAUUUUUUUCCUGGUGCUCUUGAUAUCCUGCUCUCGCUAGAAAUGUGUGAUUUUAACAUUACCCGUAACAUGUUCACACAUGUUGAGAUUGCUCAGCUCUAAUGGAGGGUGUAGCUCUGUGAAGGGUGGUGGUGAUGUUGACUGUUGAGCGGCUUGUCUUCUCUUCUGUCUCUGGGUGGCCAGGCAAAAAAGGGCAGGAGCGUUGGGUUCCAUAAUGAAGGUGGAAAGGGUGCAGAAACAGAUCCCUACCUUUUAAUGUACUCUGUGCAGCUACUGCUGCUUAUUAUUAUUAUUUUCUUUUACUGAUCUGUUAACUCCAUUUUGGUGUUUUGCCCUAGUCUUACGAUCAUGAGAUAAAGUAUUGUUGGAAGCAAGUGGAGAUUGUGUUUCUAAACCAAGAAAAUGGAAAAGUAAAAAUUGAAGACUGGUUGUGCUA
Molecule: messenger RNA, 2066 nt
Organism: Malania oleifera
Lineage: Eukaryota; Viridiplantae; Streptophyta; Magnoliopsida; Santalales; Ximeniaceae
Product: GTPase ERA1, chloroplastic
Exons: 9
Coding region: 136-1458 (440 amino acids)
Biological process (GO): ribosomal small subunit assembly
Molecular function (GO): rRNA binding; GTP binding; ribosomal small subunit binding
Source: RefSeq, a predicted model, not a curated record